Molecule: messenger RNA, 423 nt
Organism: Perkinsus marinus ATCC 50983
Lineage: Eukaryota; Perkinsozoa; Perkinsida; Perkinsidae
Product: antigen, putative
Exons: 1
Source: RefSeq, a predicted model, not a curated record
AUGGCUGACGACGCUUUCCUAGAGAGUAUAGCUGCUUCUAGUGAGGAGAGCUUACCUGUUCUGGAGGAGGAGGAGGAGGAAUAUGUGGAUGUGGUAGAGCAGGAGCAGGGGAGCUCAUCGUGGGAGAGGGUAGAGGAGGAUGAUGAUGAUAGCGAGGUUGAAUUGGAGGUGUUGGAGAAGAAGGGAAAUGCUGUUGAUGCGGUAGAGGAGGAAUCAAGUGAUGAUGAUGAUGAUGAUGAUGAUGAUAGCGAGGUCGAAUUGGAGGUGUUGGGGAAGAAGGGAAAUGCUGUUGAUGGGGACGAGGAGGAAUCGAGUGAUGAUGAUGAUGAUGAUGAUGAUGAUAGUGAGGUUGAAUUGGAGGUCUUUGGGAGGAAGAAGGAUGUUUCGGGUGGGGAAGAGGAGGAGGAGGUGGUAGUUGUUGAG